This is a messenger RNA of Heterotrigona itama, 1860 nucleotides long. The record is from the annotation of a GenBank genome assembly. NCBI's taxonomy places the organism in Eukaryota, Metazoa, Arthropoda, Insecta, Hymenoptera, Apidae.
CCGGAACAACGUCACGUUGCGACGAAAUAAUGGACCGUCAAACUUUUCACUGUAUAUAGCUAUAUCUUCCGGCGAGAGAGCUAAAGGGGAGUUUAUUAUCGGUAACUUCAGUCAGUUGUCCCGGUUCUACCUAUAUAAUUUCCCCGCAAUGGCUAUCGGCGAUCUGAAAACGGACAAGGGUAUCAAAGACUUAAAUUCCUUUUUAGCAGAUCGUAGUUACAUCGAAGGGUGGCAACCCACUCAGGCAGAUGUAGUAGUCCUAGAAGCGUUAGGCAAAGUUCCAACAUCCUCCAAUCCUCACGUUUUACGAUGGUAUAAUCACAUCAAAUCAUACGAUUUAAAGACACUUCCGGGAGAAAGAAAAGCGCCUGUUAUCUUAAGUAGCAAUAAUUCUGCUAACGUGACAGCCGCCAAAAGUGAGGACGACGAUGAUAAAGACGUGGACCUCUUCGAGUCGGACGAAGAGGAAGACGCGGAGGCCGCCCGGCUCAGGGAAGAACGAUUGAAAGCUUACGAGGAGAAGAAGUCCAGAAAGCCGGCGCCUGUCGCAAAGUCCAGUAUUGUGUUGGACGUUAAGCCGUGGGACGAUGAGACUGACAUGGAUGCUAUGGAGAAAGCUGUGAGAUCUAUUCAGAUGGAUGGUCUAAUUUGGGCGGCAUCUAAAUUGGUGGCAGUCGGCUAUGGCAUUCACAAGUUCAGGAUAAUGUGCGUGAUAGAGGACGACAAGGUUUCUGUAGACUGGCUGAUAGAACAGAUAGAAAGUUUCGAGGAGUUCGUUCAGUCCGUGGACAUAGAGUCAUUCAACAAACUAUAAACGAUUGUUUCUGUCUAUUAUCUUUAUUGUAAACUUAAUAAAUAAUAAUCAUUGUUUGUAUAUACAAUGUUACCGAAUAAGAAGAAUAACUGUCGCAAUUUUAGACGUCACUGCUAGUUUCAGUGUUUUGAUUGGAUUUCAACUGAUUGACAGUUUUAACUAUUUAUUUUGAUUACGCCGCUUUUAUACUUGAAAAGAGAAGAUGGACGUUCUCUUCUAUGUAUGAUUAAUCUCUUGAACAAUAUAGGUUUGAACAAGUUUGAAUGUAGUUUCAGUUUUGCAUGUGUAUAUACGAAUUUCUCCUUGAGAAGUUUCACGUCAUCAGUGCAAAUUUUGAAUCAAUUUAUUCGGUUUUGUUAUAAUACCUAAUAUUUUUCUUCUCUCUUGUUCCUUGUGUCAAGAAAAUUUCAAUAGUAAAUGCACUAGUAGGUGUAUCGUUCGAAAUAAGAUUCUUGAACGAUAACUAAACAAUAGGCUAUAGUAGUAUGUAGUUCAUUUUUAAUUGACUAUACAAAUAUACUAUGCUUAUAUGUUUUAUUUUUUUUACUUUUGUUGUUGACGAGAGAAAUUAGAAAGUGUACUUUAGUUUGAAAAAUCUAAAAAAUUGUCAAUUUGACUAGGUAGUUAUGUUUGGAGUUUUGAGUACAGAUUUUAUUCACAAUUAUAUGAUAAAAUCAGUUUAAAAGCUUCUUAAGUAAAACUACGUUGUUUCAAAAAAUAUUAAUCAAGCAUAUUAUGUAAAUAUGUAAGGUAAUCAUGUCAGUGACAUUGUAUCCAUUAUUAAUCAUGAAUUAGAUAGUUUAACUGUUUAGUUAAAUAACUGAAAAAUUGAUAUGAGAGUAUGUAUGUCACAAAUGAAUAGUUUAAUAAUUAUACGAGUAUUUUUUUUUACGUUACACGUGUUCCCUGAUUUUUAUUAUCAAAAAAAUAGUCUCGAGUAGAAGAUCUUUUCUUCAUUCACAUGUCACUGUUAGAAGAAACAAAUAGUUUAGGGAGAAUUCACUAGAUUUAGUAUUAUUUUCUUGCGUUUUUUUUUUUUUUUUUUU